AAAGAUUCUUAAAAAUAAUAAAUAUUCAUUACAAAAUUAAAAUAUUAAUUUGUUAUUAUUUAUCAUUUUCUAAAACAAUUUUUUUUAUUUUUUAUAUCUAAAUCAAUUUUUUUUAAUAUUAUGUUAAUUUUGUGCAUAUAUUUAUGUAACUAUUUAUACCCAAAAGUUAUUUAUAAUCAAAUAUAUAAGUUUUGUUUCAUCUUAUUAAAAUCUCUUACAUAACCUUAAAUAUUUUUCCAAGUUAAGAAUGACAGCCUCCAAAAAGAAAGUAUUAAUGGUGUGUUUAGGAAAUAGUUGUCGUUCUCCUAUAGCAGAAGCAAUAUUUUAUGAUGAAAUAAAAAAAUUAAAUCUUCUUAAUUCUUGGGAAGUAGAUAGUGCUGCACUUUUGAAAUAUCAUGUAGGUAACAAUCCAGAACCCAGAGCUAUGUCUACACUCAAAAAAAGAGGCAUUAUAUAUUAUACUCACACAGCAAGACAGAUAACAAAGGAAGAUUUCUACAAAUUUAACUGGAUAUUUGGAAUGGAUAAUGGAAUAGUUUAUAAUCUAUUUCAAAUUCAACCAGAAGAUAGUCAAGCCAAAAUUGAGCUCCUUGGAAAGUAUGAUCCAAAUGGAGAGCAAAAUAUACAAGAUCCAUUAUUCGAUGAUGAUAGUAUUGGAUUUGAAAAAGCAUUUGAUCAAGCUGCAAGAAGCAUAAAAAUAUUUCUAAAUCAACAUAAGGAUAUAUGUUUAUAAUGUUUAUAUUUACAUGCUAAUUUAAUAAUAAUAUAUUUUUAUAUUAUUUUGUUUUGAAAUAGUAAGAUAUUAUUUAUUUUAUAUAGUCAAUAAUAAUAUAUAUAA
Molecule: messenger RNA, 838 nt
Organism: Apis florea (little honeybee)
Lineage: Eukaryota; Metazoa; Arthropoda; Insecta; Hymenoptera; Apidae
Product: low molecular weight phosphotyrosine protein phosphatase 1
Biological process (GO): protein dephosphorylation
Cellular component (GO): cytoplasm
Molecular function (GO): acid phosphatase activity; non-membrane spanning protein tyrosine phosphatase activity
Source: RefSeq, a predicted model, not a curated record